AUGAGCUCCUCCAGUGUCGUCUCCUCCAGCUCCUCCAGAGUCAGUGUCGUCUCCUCCAGCUCCUCCAGAGUCAGUUUCGUCUCCUCCAGCUCCUCCAGAUCAGUGGCGUCUCCUCCAGCUCCUCCAGAGUCAGUGUCGUCUCCUCCAGCUCCUCCAGAGUCAGUUUCGUCUGCUCCAGCUCCUCCAGAGUCAGUGGCGUCUGCUCCAGCUCCUCCAGAGUCAGUGGCGUCUGCUCCAGCUCCUCCAGAGUCAGUUUCGUCUGCUCCAGCUCCUCCAGAGUCAGUGGCGUCUCCUCCAGCUCCUCCAGAGUCAGUGGCGUCUCCUCCAGCUCCUCCAGAGUCAGUGUCGUCUGCUCCAGCUCCUCCAGAGUCAGUGGCGUCUGCUCCAGCUCCUCCAGAGUCAGUGUUGUCUGCUCCAGCUCCUCCAGAGUCAGUGGCGUCUGCUCCAGCUCCUCCAGAGUCAGUGUCGUCUGCUCCAGCUCCUCCAGAGUCAGUGUCGUCUGCUCCAGCUCCUCCAGAGUCAGUGUCGUCUGCUCCAGCUGCUCCAGAGUCAGUGUCGUCUCCUCCAGCUCCUCCAGAGUCAGUGUCGUCUCCUCCAGCUCCUCCAGAGUCAGUGGCGUCUGCUCCAGCUCCUCCAGAGUCAGUGUCGUCUCCUCCAGCUCCUCCAGAGUCAGUGGCGUCUGCUCCAGCUCCUCCAGAGUCAGUGUCGUCUGCUCCAGCUCCUCCAGAGUCAGUGUCGUCUACUCCAGCUCCUCCAGAGUCAGUGUCGUCUCCUCCAGCUCCUCCAGAGUCAGUGUCGUCUCCUCCAGCUCCUCCAGAGUCAGUGUCGUCUGCUCCAGCUCCUCCUCCAGAGUCAGUGUCGUCUGCUCCAGUUCCUCCAGAGUCAGUGUCGUCUGCUCCAGUUCCUCCAGAGUCAGUGUCGUCUGCUCCAGUUCCUCCAGAGUCAGUGUCGUCUGCUCCAGCUCCUCCAGAGUCAGUGUCGUCUCCUCCAGCUCCUCCAGAGUCAGUGUCGUCUGCUCCAGCUCCUCCAGAGUCAGUGUCGUCUGCUCCAGCUCCUCCAGAGUCAGUGUCGUCUGCUCCAGUUCCUCCAGAGUCAGUGUCGUCUGCUCCAGCUCCUCCAGAGUCAGUGUUGUCUCCUCCAGCUCCUCCAGAGUCAGUGUCGUCUGCUCCAGCUCCUCCAGAGUCAGCUCCUCCAGAGUCAGUGUCGUCUGCUCCAGCUCCUCCAGAGUCAGUGUCGUCUCCUCCAGCGUCAGUGUCGUCUGCUCCAGCUCCUCCAGAGUCAGUGGCGUCUGCUCCAGCUCAUUUUUUUCUCAUUUAA
Pimephales promelas (fathead minnow) is the source of this 1317-nucleotide messenger RNA. The record is from RefSeq and is a predicted model, not a curated record. NCBI's taxonomy places the organism in Eukaryota, Metazoa, Chordata, Actinopteri, Cypriniformes, Leuciscidae.